Bemisia tabaci is the source of this 1203-nucleotide messenger RNA. It is a transcript of the gene P32, whose product is annotated as complement C1q binding protein P32. Lineage: Eukaryota; Metazoa; Arthropoda; Insecta; Hemiptera; Aleyrodidae. The record is from RefSeq and is a predicted model, not a curated record. Gene Ontology annotation, cellular component: mitochondrial matrix. Gene Ontology annotation, biological process: cytosolic ribosome assembly.
ACUGUCUAGUCUACCAUCCAUCUCCGCUCCGCUCUCCUCGCGCUCGGUCGGUCCGAUUGAUAAAGAGUGAAAAACUUGCAUUAAUCCGUUUUAAAUCCUCUCAAAGUCUAAGUUUUCACUUCCAAAAUGAACGGUGUCGUGAAAUCUACCCUCAAGUCUGUAUUCUCCAAAAGUUUUUCGAGCCUCGUGAGGCAGAAUGUCGUCAAUGAGCCGGCUAAGCGACAAUUCGCCAGGACCCUAUGGCACGUGUGCUCCAACAACGACGCCUCUUCAAACAAUUUGGGCCGUAUCCAGCAAAAUCAACCUUCCAUUCUAUGCCAGUGUGGGUGCGGAGCGAUAAGAGGAGCACAUACCAAAGGUGAUUACCGAGAGAGUGAAAAAGAGCUCGCUGAAUUCUUGACCGAAGAAAUUGAUGCUGAGAAGAAGCUCCAAAAACAGAAAACAAUCCCAUCAGAAAUUGAAGGGUUUCAAGUCAAGUUGGAAGGAGCAGAAGUAACACUCACCAAGAAAAAUGGUGAUGAAACAGUCCAGAUUUUCUUCAAUGUAAACCAUUCAGUCGACUCAGAAGCUGAGCCAGAGAUCAAUCCCAAUGCAGACAACCCAGAAGUCGAAUUACGGUCAAAGCCUACCUUUGAGGUGGAACUGAAACGCGGCUCCAAAGUAAUAGGUUUCACCUGCUCCUACCUCAUCGAUACUGAUCAAUCAGAAGAUGAAUGUGGCGACAUUUUUGGCAUUGAUGAAUUGGCCAUCUAUGACAAAGAAUGGGAAGACUCUACCUAUGCUGUGUCUGGCCAAGUUUUGGAUGGCUAUCUCUAUGAUUUGCUCAUGAACCUUUUGGAAGAGAAAGGCGUCUCGAACGAGUUUGUGAGCAAGAUGAGCGACUUGAGCACGGUCUACGAGCAUUUAUCUUACAUCAAUCUCCUUGUUCAGUUACAAAACUUUGCCUCUGGCAAGUAAUUACUUAAGCAUUUACUCAAGAAAACAUUAACUGAAAUCAACAUCUAAGUACUCUCUGUUCGUGUGAGUUCCGGUGCAUUAGUAAAUAGUCCAGCGUCACUCAUUUAAUUUUUCACUGUACUAUUCAACCAACUGCAAAGCUUUGUUACUAUUACUUUCCUUUUUUUAAGUCAAAUUAGAUGUUAGUUUUUUUCCUACUGUAAGUUUUAUUUGUAUGAAUUGAAUAUAUUAAGCCAUUAUUUUAAA